Molecule: messenger RNA, 187 nt
Organism: Loa loa (African eye worm)
Lineage: Eukaryota; Metazoa; Nematoda; Chromadorea; Rhabditida; Onchocercidae
Exons: 1
Source: RefSeq, a predicted model, not a curated record
ACUUCCAAAACCGCCGAAACUUACAGGUGCAUUAAGACCAAAUCAGGAACUAACACAUGCCGAAAUAUUGUUACUGAAUAAAAUUAAUGGACCGGAAUCGAUUGCAGUACAUGAAAAAAGCAAAACUAUAUAUGUUGGACUUAAAACCGGUUUCAUCGCCGCAAUUGAAAUUGAUAAAUUCAAAAAU